Hordeum vulgare subsp. vulgare (domesticated barley) is the source of this 1275-nucleotide messenger RNA. Its product is annotated as 2-hydroxyisoflavanone dehydratase-like. Gene Ontology annotation, molecular function: hydrolase activity. The record is from RefSeq and is a predicted model, not a curated record. Bases 1 to 1275 code for a protein of 424 amino acids. NCBI's taxonomy places the organism in Eukaryota, Viridiplantae, Streptophyta, Magnoliopsida, Poales, Poaceae. The transcript has a single exon.
AUGGCCAUGCACGGAAACAAGAGUUGUACGCGGAAUGAGUACCACGCAGGUGAUAUCUCUAUCGAUAACCCGUUCAUACGCAGCUACAACGACGGCAGCGUCGAGCGUUUCCUGCGCAGUCCAUUCGUGCCGGCAUCCUCGGAUCAUGGCAGCAACCGAGGGGUCGCUACGAGGGACGUCGUUGUCGACAAGGCCACUGGCGUGUCUGCGCGCCUGUUCCUACCGUCCCGCUCCGGCAGGACUCGGCUUCCCCUCGUCGUGUACAUCCACGGCGGCUCCUUCUGCACGGAGAGCGCCUUCUGCCGGACCUACCACCGCUACGCGACGUCCCUCGCCGCCAGCGCCGGGGCCCUUGUCAUGUCAGUAGAGUACCGGCUAGCCCCGGAGUUCCCCAUACCCGCGGCCUACGACGACGCGUGGUCCGCGCUCCAGUGGGCGGCCUCCUUCUCCGACCCGUGGCUCGCCGACUACGCCGACCCAGCGCGCACGUUCAUCGCCGGCGACAGCGCCGGGGGCAACAUCGUAUACCACACUGCGGUGCGCGCCAGCCACCAAAACAACUAUGACUUGAUGGACAUCGAGGGGCUGAUCAUGGUGCAACCCUACUUCUGGGGAACCGAGCGGCUGCCUUCCGAGCUCGUCUGGGAGGACGGCACCACGGCAUUCCCGCCGUACGCGGUGGACGCGCUCUGGCCGUUCGUGACCGCCGGCAAGGCAGGCAACGACGAUCCCCGGAUCGACCCUCCCAUCUCAGAGAUCGCGUCGCUGGCCUGCAGCCGCGUUUUUGUGGCCGUGGCCGGGAAUGACACCCUGCGAGACCGUGGGUGCCGGUUGGCAGACCGCAUGCGCGACAACUACUCCGUGCCGUGGAUGAUCGGUUGCCCCCGUGAGGUGACGGUGGUGGAAUCGGAGGGCGAGGAGCACGGCUUCCACCUCUACAGCCCGUUGCGUGCGAGUAGCAAGAUGCUCAUGCAGAGCAUAGUGCACUUCAUAAACAAGCCCACGUCGACGCCUGCUCCUAUGGUGCUGGGCAUGCCUACGAGGCCGUAUAAGGACGUAUUUGGGUAUGGGAUAGCCAUGAAAUCUUGGAACACCGUUACUCCUGCACCCUCUAGUACGCCACGUAAUAAUCAUUCCAUCAAAGUUGGAGGGGUAUAUGGUAAGAAAAGCUAUAGGUCGUCAUUCUUAGGCCGAAUGCAGCGUAGCAACACUAGUCAGAAGGAGACAUUAUCUGCAGCUGUUCCGUCGGUUUCUUUGUUCAAGAACCUCUUCUAG